AGAUAAAAAAUAAUAAAAAACAACAAAAUAAAAUAUUUUAAGUUUCUCAUCAAAAUUUUCCAAAAUUUUCAAUUUUCAAACAGUUUUAAGUGAUAUAUAUUAAUCUUACAACUAUUUUAUUUUUAACAAAAUGUUCCGUAAUGAAGAUACAGGCCCUAAAUUAUGGUUUAAUGAGAUAUGGGCUACAAAAUCUAUUGCUAAAAGAGAAUUUCAAAAAAAUAAUUAUGAAAUAGCUGCUCAAUACUGUGAGAAAGUAUUGGCGGUGUCCAAAAAUGAUUUAGACACUAGAAUCCUUCUAAGCAAAUGUCAACAGAAAUUGUUUAAACCAAAAUUGGCGUACACAAAUCAUAUGCUAGCAGAAGAUCAAUUUCCUGAUAAAUUAUCAGUCUUGGAGAAUAGAGCAAGUAUAAUGCUGGAAAAUGACGAAUUUGAAAAAAGUUUAAUAACAUAUUUAAACAUAUCAAAAAAAAAGAUCAAGCCUAUAGAUUUUACAUUGGGAGUUCUAAAGUUGUCACAAAUAAUAAACAACUCAACAAAUUUAAGUAAAAAAAAAUAUAAAGAACGUUGUUUGGGAAAUACAGUUAUGAAGUUGGCAGAGCUAGGGGGGUUGGAUAACACAGAAGCCUUGAAUUCGGUACUUUCUAAAACAAAACUUACAUGCAAAAAAAAAAAGCAAUCAUUUUAUCUUGGUCGUUUAGCAGAAGAUAAAAGGUUUUUUGAAGCAGUACUUGAAUCUGGUGGUCCUAGGCCGCCGUUUUACAAGGCAGAAAAGAAAUUAUUAAAUAAUAUGAAACAAGUUGUUGACUCAUUAGACGUAGCAUAUGAUCAAUUGUAUAAAAGAAAACAGCUAUUUAUCUAUAGAUGUGAAAAACCUAAAAUGAAAGGCGAUAGACUCUCAACUCAAAUUAAUAAUUCAAAUCUUAUAAAAGAUAUGACACAUCUUACGAUUUGUAAAUACUUAAACCUUAUCACUUAUUUACUUAUUCAAAACCAAAUUAAAGAAGCUAAAUUAAAAACGGAGCUAAUGAUAGAAUUUAUGGAGAAUAAUUCUUAUGAAUCCGACAUUAUUUUGGAUAAGGUUUACCAAUGUUUUGGUAUGGCGCAAUAUGUAUUGUUUCAAAACAUCAAUCGGUGGAACAUAGAAAAAAAUCAUCGGAGAAUGCUCAUUUUUUUAGGAGCUACUAAAACUAACAUACCACUCCAGGAAUCAUUAUUUGGACCAUUUGAAAUAAAUCCUAAAAGAACUCUAAAAAAAUUACGUGCUCGUUUGGAAAAAUCGAAGUCGACGAUGGAAAUGAGUUUUAUUUAUUACGAAAAAGCUAAAUGUUAUUUGGAGUUGGGCUAUGAUAAUCUUAAAAAUGCUCGAAAUAAAGCCACUAGAUGUUUACAACUAGCUAAAGAAAUUAAAAAUCAAACGUGGAUUGUGAACGCAUUAAUUUUACUCGUAUCGAUUGAAUUUCAAUUAGACAAUAAACCCAAGUGCUGUCACAUAUUAUAUAAAGCUAUUGCAAUUGCGUACAAACUCCAAGUGCCCGGAGUCUUAAUAUUUUUGGAAAAGGUGGCUAAAAUGAUUUUUGAAACUAAUGCUAUACAUGUUACGCGAACUGAACAAAAGAUAAUGGAAGUUUUAGAUUUCAUGCCCGACGUUUCAACAAGAAUGAAUGCAAUGUACAAGUUUAAACGGUUAAUCACUAUGCCGAUAAAUCUAUAGUAGUACUAAAUUAAGAAUGUCGAUUAUAAAUUCUUAACAGCAUAUAAAACAGCGUAUUUAUCUAAUGUAAUAUUCUCGUCAUAAACAUA
Molecule: messenger RNA, 1800 nt
Organism: Aphis gossypii (cotton aphid)
Lineage: Eukaryota; Metazoa; Arthropoda; Insecta; Hemiptera; Aphididae
Exons: 6
Coding region: 131-1711 (526 amino acids)
Molecular function (GO): protein binding
Source: RefSeq, a predicted model, not a curated record